Molecule: messenger RNA, 1125 nt
Organism: Gigantopelta aegis
Lineage: Eukaryota; Metazoa; Mollusca; Gastropoda; Neomphalida; Peltospiridae
Product: prolactin-releasing peptide receptor-like
Exons: 1
Coding region: 1-1125 (374 amino acids)
Biological process (GO): G protein-coupled receptor signaling pathway
Cellular component (GO): plasma membrane
Molecular function (GO): G protein-coupled receptor activity
Source: RefSeq, a predicted model, not a curated record
AUGAUCUGUGGCACGCAUCCAGACCUUGCAUACGGAUCAACAAACAGUAGAUACGUAUCUCUUGAAAGAGAAAUAUAUGAAUACAGUCACUGGGGCGCCGUGUUGUUCAUAGCUCUGGUGGGAAUUACCGGGAACGUCCUGCUGUUUAUUAUGAUGGGAGACAACAGAAUGAAUUAUCUCUCAUACUCAGUGUACUUGAAGUUUCUGGCCGUUUCCGACAGCUUGUUGCUAGCCUUGACUCUACUACAGGACACCGAGAAAACAUUUUCUCUACAACGACUCAUACUACUUAACUCUGGUCUUUGCAAACUGAUGUUCAGCUUGAGGAUUUUGUUAACAAAUCUGUCGCCUUGGCUGGUGGUAGGACUUUCGCUUGACAGAUACGUAUGCAUCUGCUUUCCGCUGACGCGAGAAAGACUUUGUACCCGGAUGAAAGCCAUUAUCGUCUGUUCCACGGUGCUUGGUCUGUUAGUUGUGUUAAUUGUUCCAUUCCUUGUUGACACGGAGCUGAUACAAAGGAGAUGUAAACCGUCAGAGGAACUUAGAUAUUAUUAUAUAUGUAUUCGAACAAUAAUAUCCUCCACUCUACCAUGUUUGCUUAUUCUGGUCUUGAAUGUCCUUAUACUAUUCCAAAUCCAACAGAGUCGCAACUUUCGAAAGAGAUUUACAAGAUCAGGUACAGAUUCAGCAAGUCCACAGCAGGACAGGUCCACGCGCCCUCUGGUGUUGGUUUCUGUACUGGCUUUUGUAACCUUGUUACCAUUGUCGGUUUCGGAGGCUGUUGAAACUUUACUGAAGAUAGUAGGCACAGAUUCGAAUAGUGUGGCUUUAAACAACAAGCUUCGAUCAUUCUUUAUUCUGAUUUACAUUCUAAAUUUCGGACAGAACUUUUACAUUCUGAUUGGAACUUCGACGAAAUAUCGAGCGAUCAUUAGAGCACGGUUUGAUUGGUUGAAAUGGAAUCGACGAAAUGAACAGAAUCAAGCUAUGACGACUAUUAUGUCUCCUGACGUUAACUGUCCUGGAUCGGGCACCACGGAGUUAUCGCUGGUCUCCAUCACAUCUGGCAACAACACUUCAGCAGUGGACGCUAACGCGCCUGGUAUCUCAAGUCGAACACUUUGA